AUGGCUGUUCCUCUGAGCAUUCCUCUCAUUCUCUCAUUGAUAACAGCUAAUCCAGGCUGUUUUACCACCACUGCAAAGUCUGUGAGAAUUCAGAGAGGUGAAGGAUACAAAUUGUUUUUGUUAUUCUUUUGUCCCCAUCAAGGUACACCCAGUCUGUAUGUGGAUAAUCAGGAGGAGACAGGAUUUUUUGGUGAAAACAUCACCAUAAACUGUUACUACACCACCUCUGGAGAGAUGAAAUGGUGUAAGAUGAACAGCAACUGUGURACAGAAAGAUCAGGAUUAAUAGAUGGAACAAAAGUAAACCUGAACAACAGAGGUGACAACAGAUUCACUGUGAYGCUGAGUGAACUGAGGGCAGAGAGCAGUGGUUGGUAUUACUGUGUCAAAGGAGACUUCCAGAUGCCAGUACACCUAACUGUUACUGAAAGACCUGCAGAUGCUGGGAGAUGCUGAGUUGAAAGUUAUACUAAAAUCAACAAAAAGCAGCUGCACAAAGGUGUUUCUCUCCUCCAGAUGUUGAAGACUCAAAGUGAAGAGGAAAGGGUGUCRUCUGUGGAGUGGCUUGGCUGAUAAGUAAACUGGCACGAGUCAAAACCAGAGAGCAAACAGAAAAAUGUUUACAUCUUCCAGCUCAUAAAGCAUCACAUUUACUGUAACAGUGCUUCCUGUAUGAAACUCAUCAGACUGAUGAAGUCUCUUGGAGGAGAGACAAAAUGUUUCAAUAAAGAAGAACCCAUCCAAAGGACCUACUUUUUUUUCUUUUUGAGUUAAUAUUGCUGAUUUCACCAGCAGAAAGUCCAAGUUUUAGCUUUCCUUGAUUGAAAUGCUGGUUGUGUUUUUUUUAGUAAAUAACUGUUUAAUUUACCAAAGUAAAUUGAAUUAAAUCAAACUGAUGAUUUACCAAUUGUCAUGAACUAUACCAAUAUUUCAGAGUAAAAACUCUUAUGAAUUAAAAUAUUUUCAUUGAGAUUGAGUUUAAAAAAUUAUUUUCUUUGCUUUGGUUGUUUUCAAGGUUUUCAACCUGUUGAUGCAGAUGAUGAUUCUGUGUUGUACACAUCAUCUUUGAAUUAAAUGAAUAAAUAUGACAAGGAGAGUUGAACCAAUGUCUACUUCCUCCUUGAUCCUCUCAAGUCAGAUCAGCAUUUGUGUAAAAAGACUUGACAUUAAA
Molecule: messenger RNA, 1171 nt
Organism: Austrofundulus limnaeus
Lineage: Eukaryota; Metazoa; Chordata; Actinopteri; Cyprinodontiformes; Rivulidae
Source: RefSeq, a predicted model, not a curated record